Molecule: messenger RNA, 3305 nt
Organism: Juglans regia (Persian walnut)
Lineage: Eukaryota; Viridiplantae; Streptophyta; Magnoliopsida; Fagales; Juglandaceae
Exons: 4
Coding region: 54-3305 (1083 amino acids)
Molecular function (GO): nucleic acid binding
Source: RefSeq, a predicted model, not a curated record
GUUAUGAAAAUUGGCGUUUGAUAAGUUUUUUUUAUGAAAGUUUGACACCUAAAAUGCGCCAAUUUGUACAAACCAUGUGUAAUGGAGAAUUUUUUGACAAAGAGCCUGAGGAAGCAUUUGAAUAUUUUGAUUACCUUGCUGAAAAUGCUCAAUCUUGGGACACAGCUGAUGUGCAUGAUAGGUCUAGGCAAAUUGAGUCUGGUCAUGGAAAAUACACUUUAAAAGAAGAUGAUGAUUUGCGUGCUAAGUUAACCUUGUUGUCUAGAAAAAUGGAAGCUAUGGAAUUGAAAAAGGUAAAUGAAGUGCAUGCUGUCCAUAAAAAUUUAGAGAAGUGUGGCAUAUGUGAGGAUCAUGGGCAUGCAACUAAUGAGUGUCCCACGAUCCCCGCAUUCAAAGAGGUAUUGUUGGACCAAUCUAAUGCUGUAAAUAUGAUACAAAAACCAUAUUCUGGUCCUUAUUCUAAUUCUUAUAAUCCAGGAUGGAGAAACCACCCAAAUUUUGGGUGGAGGAAUGACCAGCAAUUAGCUCCAGCAGCCUUGGCUCCAGGACCCUCUCAACUCGCAAUUCAAGCACCUCCAAUGCAAAAGAAGGGUCUUGAGGAGACGAUGCAUCAAUUGUCAAACACCUUGCAGCAAUUUAUGCAAGGUCAAGCAACAAUCAACAAUCAAAACUCUCAAGCGAUAAAUGACAUUCGGAGCACACUUACAAAGAUGACUACGGCUUGGAGUUCUCAAGAGAAAGGAAAACUUCCUGCACAACCUCAACCCAACCCACAAAGUCAGCCACCACAAGGAGCGGUUGAGAGUUCAAAUGUGAGGCAAGUGAAGGCGGUCACUACUUUGAGAAAUGGUAAGGUGGUGAACAUUCCAGCUCAAGGUUCAGACAAGGCUGGUAAGGUCUCUAAACUUGUACUAAAUGAGGCUGAAAAUGGUGAGUUUGAACAAAAUGAAACUGAAACUGAAAAGAUUUCAUGUCCUGUACCUGCUCCUUUUAUUCAACAAAUUCCUGCAUAUGCUAAGUUUCUAAAAGAUUUGUGUACAGUUAAAAGAAAAUUAAAUGUGCAAAAGAAAGCUUUUCUUACUGAGCAGGUCAAAGAAAAUGCUAAAGUUUCUAGGGAGAUGCAAAGGAGAUUAAAUCCUACUAUGAAAGAGGUGGUAAAAACAGAGAUUUUAAAAUUACUUGACGUGGGAAUCAUCUACCCUAUUGCAGACAGCAAGUGGGUAAGUUCCAUUCAUGUAAUUCCAAAAAAAUCUGGGCUUACCAUUGUGAAAAAUGAGAAAGAUGAACUGAUUCCUACUAGGAUUUCUACUGGUUGGCAAAUGUGUAUAGAUUAUAGGAAGUUGAAUGCCGCCACUAGGAAAGAUCAUUUCCCUUUGCCAUUUCUUGAUCAAGUGCUAGAAAAAGUUGCGGGUCAUGAUUUCUAUUGCUUUCUUGAUGGAUAUUCUGGUUUUUACCAAAUAGAAAUAGCACCCGAAGAUCAAGAGAAAACAACUUUUACUUGCCCGUUUGGCACUUUUGCAUUUAGAAGAAUGCCUUUUGGACUAUGUAAUGCACCGGCUACUUUUCAAAGAUGUAUGCUUAGUAUUUUCAGUGACAUGAUUGAAAACUGUUUGGAAAUAUUCAUGGAUGAUUUUUCAGUGUUUGGCAGUUCUUUUGAUGCAUGUUUGACUAACUUACAAGCUGUUUUAGCCAGGUGUGAAGAGAAGCAUUUGCUUCUCAAUUGGGAAAAGUGUCAUUUCAUGGUUCAACAAGGCAUAGUUCUGGGUCACAUAGUCUCAUCACGAGGUAUUGAAGUUGAUAAAGCUAAAAUUGAACUUAUUUCCAAGCUUCCUAUACCCAAAACAGUAAAAGAAAUCAGAUCAUUUCUUGGGCAUGCUGGGUUUUAUAGGAGAUUCAUUCAAAAUUUUAGUUCUAUCUCUAAGCCUUUGUGUGAGUUACUUAUGCAUGAUGUUGCUUUUGAAUGGACCUCUUCUUGUCAAGAUGCUUUUGAUAAGCUGAAAAUUUUGCUCACCACAGCUCCUAUCAUGCAGCCCCCUGUUUGGUCUACUCCUUUUGAGAUAAUGUGUGAUGCUAGUGAUGUAGCCAUAGGAGCUGUUCUUGGACAGCGUAUAAAUAAGUUCCCACAUGUCAUUUCUUAUGCAAGUAAAACUUUAAAUGGAGCCCAAAGAAAUUAUUCUACCACAGAAAAGGAAUUGCUUGCUAUAGUUUUUGCAUUAGACAAGUUUCGAACUUAUAUUCUUGGUUCUCCUGUGGUUGUUUUCACUAACCACGCAGCGUUAAAGUACUUAUUGUCAAAGAAGGAUGCUAAACCACGUUUAAUCCGAUGGAUUCUUCUUCUCCAAGAAUUUGACCUUAUCAUCAAAGACAAGAAGGGUGCUGAAAACGUAGUUGCCGACCACUUGUCUCGGCUUACAUUUGCUGAAAAGGAUCACACUAACCCUAUCCUUGACUCUUUUCCUGAUGAACAAUUAAUGUCAGUUGAAAAUUUGCCUUGGUUUGCUGACAUAGUUAAUUUUUUGGUGACAGGACAAACUCCACCCCAUUGGAGUGCUCAAGACAUGCGGAAAUUCAAGCAUGAGGUAAAGUCAUUCUUUUAUGAUGAUCCUUACUUGUUUAAAUAUUGUUCUGACCAAAUCAUAAGGAAAUGUGUGCCUGAUCUUUCCACUCCAUAUCACCCGCAAAUGAAUGGGCAAGCUGAAUUAGCUAAUAGGGAACUUAAGCACAUAUUAGAAAAAACAGUCAACCCCAACAGAAAAGAUUGGUCUUUAAGGCUUACUGAUGCGCUUUGGGCUUAUAGGACAGCCUUUAAAACCUCUCUUAACAUGUCUCCUUAUCGCUUGGUCUAUGGAAAGGCAUGUCACCUUCCCGUUGAGCUUGAACAUAAGGCAUAUUGGGCUGUUAAACAAUUUAAUUUUUCUAUUGACCAUGCUGGUUCUGUGAGAAAAUUUCAGAUUUCAGAAUUGGAUGAGCUUAGGCGAGAUGCAUAUGACAAUUCUAAAUUGUCAAAGGAACGCAUGAAGGUAUUACAUGACAAGCACAUCCAAAGAAAGAGUUUUGAGCCGAAUGAGCAAGUCUUACUUUACAAUUCCCGCCUCCAUCUAUUUCCAAGCAAAUUAAGAUCGAGGUGGAGUGGGCCUUAUGUAGUUAAAACUGUGUUUCCAUAUGGAGCUGUUGAGAUUACUAAUCCUCAAAAUGGAAACACUUUCAAAGUUAAUGGCCAACGACUUAAACAUUUUUUGGCAAAACUUUCACAUGAGGAUACUUCCAUUCCUUUAGAAGAUCCCACUUAUUCUCAUGGUCCUUAG